CACAGUGGUCUCUCUCUCUCGUACACCACUAGUAACGGUAGGAAAAACCCAGUGACGUUUCUCGUGCUCAUUAUUCUCAUCAAAAGGAUGUUCACUUUUCUCUCUCUGACCGCGCGUGAACACCGGACAUCUGACGCCACUCUUAUAAAAGUCACCGGGAGGGACGAUCCCAGCACGAGCUCUUGAGUUGAUCAUUACUUAGUUUUCAAGCAGGGUUACCGGAGGAUAACGCACCGGGGCCAGUGUCUAUCUGUACACUCAGCUCGUUGAGAAGCAGCUUUAAACCUCAAGUUUCCGGUAGAGCCAAGAGACAUUUCAGGCAGGUCUCAAUGCCAUCCGGUUCCUAGCGAGGACACACGGCUCAGCUACGAGCUAAAAAAACAAAACAAAAACAAGACAAGAUGACUGGCAUCCACGUGGAGGGACUGGCGGCGAUCGCCCUCUUCUACGUUCUGAUCCUUGCGGUGGGGAUCUGGGCAGCGUGGAAGAACAAACACGCCGGGGAAGCGGAGGGUACAGACCGCAGUGAAACCAUCAUGGUCGGUGGCAGAGACAUUGGUUUAUUUGUUGGUGGUUUUACCAUGACCGCGACCUGGGUUGGUGGUGGAUAUAUAAACGGAACAGCGGAGUACGUCUAUCUUCCUGGGUAUGGCUUGGCUUGGGCACAAGCGCCUUUUGGAUAUGCGCUAAGUCUAGUCGUAGGAGGCCUGUUCUUCGCCAAGCCCAUGCGUUCCCGAGGUUAUGUCACCAUGCUGGACCCUUUCCAGCAGAAGUAUGGGAAGAGAAUGGGUGGUCUGCUCUUCAUACCUGCUCUAAUGGGAGAGAUCUUCUGGUCUGCGGCCAUUUUAUCUGCUCUGGGAGCCACGCUGAGUGUGAUCAUAGACAUAAACAUCAAGAUGUCUGUGGUGAUCUCUGCCUGUAUUGCCAUCUUCUACACGUUAGUUGGAGGUCUGUAUUCUGUAGCCUACACCGACGUGGUGCAACUCUUCUGUAUCUUCCUGGGACUGUGGGUUUCAGUACCGUUCGCUCUGAACAACCCAGCCGUGUCUGACAUCAAGAUCAGUGCAGUGAAGGAGAUCUACCAAGCUCCCUGGAAGGGAAACAUCAAGAGAGAAGACGCCUGGGUCUGGAUAGACAACUUCUGUCUGCUGAUGUUGGGGGGGAUUCCCUGGCAGGUAUAUUUUCAACGAGUUCUCUCUGCCUCUUCAGCUACGUACGCCCAGGUGCUCUCGUUCAUCGCGGCUGCAGGGUGCCUGGUCAUGGCUGUGCCCUCAGUAAUGAUCGGGGCUAUAGGGGCUUCCACAGACUGGAACCAGACUGCGUAUGGACCUGUACCUCCCAAGGAGAGGGACCAGGCAGACAUGAUAUUACCCAUAGUCCUCCAGUACCUCUGUCCUCCCUUCGUCUCCUUCUUCGGCCUGGGGGCGGUCUCUGCUGCUGUGAUGUCAUCCGCCGACUCCUCCAUCCUAUCGGCUAGCUCCAUGUUCGCUCGGAACAUCUACCAGCUGGCCUUCCGCCAAUCGGCAUCGGACACGGAGAUCGUGUGGGUAAUGCGUGUCACCAUCUUUGUGUUCGGUGGCCUGGCCACGGCGAUGGCGUUGCUAACGGGGACAGUGUACGGGUUGUGGUACCUGAGCUCCGACCUGGUCUACGUUAUUAUCUUCCCUCAGCUCAUCUCUGUUCUCUUCGUCAAGGGAACCAACACAUACGGUUCCGUCGCCGCUUACGUCUUCGGUCUGAUCCUGAGGAUCGGAGGAGGGGAGCCUUACCUCUCACUACCCCCCUUCAUCUACUACCCAGGCUGGCAGCUGGAGGACCGGAUUCAUCAUCUGACUGGAGAGGUGGAGCACAUAGUGGUGCAGAAGUUCCCGUUUAAAACCGUCUCCAUGUUGGCCUCCUUCUUAGGCAACGUGGCUUUCUCCUACCUGGCCAAGUAUCUGUUUGAGAGCGGCAAGUUGUUGCCCAAGUAUGACUUCUUGGAUGCGGUGUUGGCCCAGCACAGCAUAGAGAACAUGGACAAGACCACGUUGGUCAAUCGUAACAACAUCGUGUUGUCUGAGAUGGCGCCUGUCAAACCACGGCUCAGCGUUCAACUGGCUGCUACGUUCACCCGUAAAGACACUCUGGCCGAGGAGGACUCUAGUCCUGAAGACAGCCCCAACCACAAGACCCUGGACUAAAAACCCCGGGACCUUUAAACAGGAACGUCUGGGAACGUAAAGAGACUGAAGUAAAGAGACUGAAGUGACGGAGACUGAAAUACACAUUUUACUAGUUUGAUAUUUAACCACUUUGAUUUGAUUUGAUCCCCAUCAUGGCCAAGUGAGUUAUGAAGAUGGAACAGAAUAGAUGACAUGGAGAUAACGCCAUCUAUUGGGGGAGGCAGGGUAGCCUAGUGGUUAGAGCGUUGCACUAGUAACCGAAAGGUUGCAAGAUCGAAUCCCCGAGCCGACAAGGUAAAAAUCUAUCGUUCUGCCCCCUGAACAAAGCAGUUAACCCCCUGUAGGCCGUUGUUGAAAAUAAUACUUUUUUAUUUUAACUGACUAGUUAAAUAAAGGUUAAAAAUAAGAAGACAUUAUGAAGAUGGAACAGAAUAGAAGAUAGAGAUAAGAGGACAUCAUUGGCAACGAGACAAGACUAAUGUUGCUUCUGAAUGUGAGUCACCAGUGGAGAACGGACCGUCAUGUUGGUACGUAUCAGACCUGAACUCUCCCUGGUCUCAGUCUGUGAUGAAAUGACAGUGGGUCAUAACGGGAUAAAGCAGUUAUAACUAUUGGACAUGUACAGAGACUUAAAAACCUAGUUUUGAUCCAAUAGAAAUUGUAUUGAGCCAAAAUGGACAGACAAACUUACAGAUGUAAUAAUGACAGGAAAGAUAAAUAGUUCCGAGUAUAAAGAUUAAAAUAAUUUGUCACUGUUAUUUUAGUUACAAACAGCAACACUUAGUUUUUAAUUUGACUGAUGAAUUAAGUUUUGGUCUGAAUGGGAAGUGUAAUGUUCUGAGUCGUAUUGUAGAAAGAUAAACAUCAAAUAACCAAAUAAGCAGACGGACAAUAAUUUAUCAAUUAUCAAAUCUGGAUUUUUGGAUAUUUUUGUGACAUGGCAUAUUCCUGUGUUCAACCCACUGUACUGUUAUAUGAUUGGUUCAGGAUGAUGGAUAAAGGGGAAGUCCACUGUACUGAUUGGUUCAGGAUGAUGGAUAAAGGGGAAGUCCACUGUACUGAUUGGUUCAGGAUGAUGGAUAAAGGGGAAGUCCACUGUACUGUUAUAUGACUGGUUCAGGAUGAUGGAUAAAGGGGAAGUCCACUGUACUGUUAUAUGAUUGGUUCAGGAUAAUGGAUAAAGGGGAAGUCCACUGUACUGAUUGGUUCAGGAUGAUGGUUAAAGGGGAAGUCCACUGUACUGUUAUAUGACUGGUUCAGGAUGAUGGAUAAAGGGGAAGUCCACUGUACUGUUAUAUAACUGGUUCAGGAUGAUGGAUAAAGGGGAAGUCCACUGUACUGUUAUAUGAUUGGUUCAGGAUGAUGGAUAAAGGGGAAGUCCACUGUACUGUUAUAUGAUUGGUUCAGGAUGAUGGAUAAAGGGGAAGUCCACUGUACUGUUAUAUGACUGGUUCAGGAUGAUGGAUAAAGGGGAAGUCCACUGUACUGUUAUAUGACUGGUUCAGGAUGAUGGAUAAAGGGGAAGUCCACUGUACUGUUAUAUGACUGGUUCAGGAUGAUGGAUAAAGGGGAAGUCCACUGUACUGUUAUAUGAUUGGUUCAGGAUGAUGGAUAAAGGGGAAGUCCACUGUACUGUUAUAUGACUGGUUCAGGAUGAUGGAUAAAGGGGAAGUCCACUGUACUGUUAUAUGACUGGUUCAGGAUGAUGGAUAAAGGGGAAGUCCACUGUACUGUUAUAUAACUGGUUCAGGAUGAUGGAUAAAGGGGAAGUCCACUGUACUGUUAUAUGAUUGGUUCAGGAUGAUGGAUAAAGGGGAAGUCCACUGUACUCCACUCCCUUUUGAUUUGAACAAAACCUUCCAUUGUAGAAUUGGGCAGAAAGUGACAGAAAGAGAUCAAAUUGACCUACUUUCCCUACCCUUACCAUGAGACUGGAAAAGACAAAACGGCAGAGAUAUCCAGCCUUACCAUACCAUGAGACUGGAAAAUACAAAACGGCUGAGAUAUCCCGCCUUACCAUACCAUGAGACUGGAAAAUACAAACGGCUGAGAUAUCCCGCCUUACCAUACCAUGAGACUGGAAAAGACAAAACGGCUGAGAUAUCCCGCCUUACCAUACCAUGAGACUGGAAAAGACAAAACGGCUGAGAUAUUCCACCUUACCAUACCAUGAGACUGGAAAAUACAAAACGGCUGAGAUAUUCCGCCUUACCAUACCAUGAGACUGGAAAAUACAAAAUGGCUGAGAUUGAUGUCAUUUAAAAGUUUACCAACAGGGCUGUCAAACUAUUUAAUAAUUUCAACAACAACAAAACUAUGUCAGGCACAACACAAAAAAAAUGUCUUAAUAUUUUACAGAAAUUAUUUAAAUUGUUUGACAACCCUUAUUGUAAGCUUUUUUUAAAUGAUAUCAAACUCAACAAUUCGUAUUUUCCAGUGAUGAAGAUAUACAUGUGGGGGGAAACACCCCCAAAAAAUUGUUAAACUUUCAGCACCUUUUAUCUCCUGAACGGCCAACCGACUUUCUGACCACUUCCUCUACGGACGAACACGUAGAAAAACGUUUUGGGAUGCUCUCUCUCUCUCAAAAAAAAGGUAUUGAAAUCAAAUGGCUUUUCCCCACAACACUGUUAAUGUGAGUUAUAUCCUAGUAUAGACAGCAGCUUAUCAUAGAGGUCAUUUCAAACAUUUUAAUAUCCUUUCAACAACAAAAACACACAAUACUCUUAUUACCAUGUUGAGUAGAAAACAUUUAGAAAUAGGUAGUCGAUUUACAGCGCUGUACAAUACAAUACAGGCAUGCUCAUUUUUAUUUCAUUCAAUGUUGGGUAUAAAAAACCUGAUUUUUAAAAAAAUGUAAUGAUUUAAAAUCUACAUGGAAGGAAUAUAAACAGCAAAGUAUUUAUAGUAAAAUGUAGUAAUUUAAUGGCUUUAAUUACACGCUUUUGGUUUUAAAUGGUGACUUAUGUCAUAACGUCUACAGCGGUUACUAGGAUAUUACUAAAGGUCUGUCUAUAUACAGCCUUACUGGGUUAUUACUGAAGGUCUGUCUAUAUACAGCCUUACUGGGUUAUUACUGAAGGUCUGUCUAUAUACAGCCUUACUGGGUUAUUACUGAAGGUCUGUCUAUAUACAGCCUUACUGGGUUAUUACUGAAGGUCUGUCUGUAUACAGCCUUACUGGGUUAUUACUGAAGAUCUGUCUGUAUACAGCCUUACUGGGUUAUUCCUAAAGGUCAGUCUAUAUACAGCCUUACUGGGUUAUUACUGAAGGUCUGUCUAUAUACAGCCUUACUGGGUUAUUACUGAAGGUCUGUCUAUAUACAGCCUUACUGGGUUAUUACUGAAGGUCUGUCUAUAUACAGCCUUACUGGGUUAUUACUGAAGGUCUGUCUAUAUACAGCCUUACUGGGUUAUUCCAUGGGUUCCAGUCCGAAAUGUAUGCAUUUAUUUGUUUUCAACAGCAUUGUACAGUGUUUUGUGUAGCGUGUAUCUGUAUAUAAUAAUAAUGUGUAUAUUUAUAUAUAAUAUGUGUAUCUGUAUAUAAUAUGAUAAUUAUAUGUGUAUCUGUAUAUAAUAUGAAGAAAUACAUUUUAGACGACGCUGGUAGAAGUCAUAUAUCAGUUUGACAACAGAGACCCCCUAAAUCUCACAAAAUCUUUAUUUAUUUUUGAUGUCUUAAAAAGAAACAAUGCUGAAAUUGAAUAAAUUAUUAUUUAAACAA
Salmo salar (Atlantic salmon) is the source of this 5885-nucleotide messenger RNA. Its product is annotated as high affinity choline transporter 1. Gene Ontology annotation, cellular component: synapse; plasma membrane; axon. NCBI's taxonomy places the organism in Eukaryota, Metazoa, Chordata, Actinopteri, Salmoniformes, Salmonidae. Gene Ontology annotation, biological process: transmembrane transport; synaptic transmission, cholinergic; choline transport. Gene Ontology annotation, molecular function: choline:sodium symporter activity. The record is from RefSeq and is a predicted model, not a curated record.